This is a messenger RNA of Suillus subalutaceus, 1317 nucleotides long. RefSeq lists its product as uncharacterized. Lineage: Eukaryota; Fungi; Basidiomycota; Agaricomycetes; Boletales; Suillaceae. The record is from RefSeq and is a predicted model, not a curated record. Bases 1 to 1209 code for a protein of 402 amino acids. The transcript is spliced from 2 exons.
AUGUCGCAUGACUGGGAGUCGCAUCUUGUCCAAUCCUUUGCAUACUCCUCGAAGGUCCUGAUGCCAAACCUACGAUAUCUUAGUGGUGCAUUUAUGUUGCAUCUGCUGCGCCCACUACUUGGCCCGCGUCUGCAGGAUAUCUCUAUUGACCGUGUCGUCGAAUCUGGGAAGGAUAACUUUUCAGAGAGGACUUCGUUGCACGUGGCCUUACAGACUUUAUACUCAUGCUGUCCUUCCCUGGAAAAUUUUCGUUUUGGUACCUAUGACGAGAUGCGUGGCAGCGUAAUUACAUGGGAUGCGCACACUGCUAGGGCAGCUUCACAUUCCAUUAAAAAAUUGCGGAAGCUGCGUACAGUCGCUGUACCGGCUAUUACCAAAGAUGCCCUGGCGCACCUGGGCCGCCUCUCAUGUCCAACCAGCCUGGAGACACAUCUGCCCACCGGAAGUGAUCUCGAAGAUGUCUUCAGAUCAUCCCGCACCCUCCUUCCCUUCGAGAACCUUCGAGGUGUUGUUUGGGACAUUGACAACUGGGCAGAUGUUGAAGUUUUUAUACGUAUUUGGUCUCAUACACUCACCGAGUUGUCACUUCGAUCCAAGGUCCACUUCGAUCCAGGCCUCCUGGAGAUAAUGCUUGAGUCGUUCCAUACGCGCGAGGCUUUCAAGUAUCUGCAGUCCAUACACUUCAGCGAACUCUCUCUGUGUCAACUCAUACCCACCAUAAUUAUCACGAUCAACACCAUACGUCCGCUCUUCCACCUCAAUCACCUUCGAGUUGUUUAUUUCAAUACGAGAUCCUCCAUUUGGGUUGACAACAAUGACUUGAAGAGAGCGGCCGAAGCCUGGCCUUGUCUGGAGGAGUUUUCUCUCAACGACCCAUAUGGGUGUCAUAAUCCCACGCCAGGGGUCACACUACCCGGUCUCAUUGAAUUCAUCGAGCUAUGCCCUCGCUUGACAACACUCUGCAUUGGAAGUAUUACACUCGCUGGUGUGGAUAUGGGGCCACUGGAUUCUGACGAGGGCUUUCACAUGGAUAACGUCGAGCCGUGCCGCUCGAGUAUUCUAGAACUUCUCGCGCUGAGAUAUCCGAGUCCCUACGCUCAAGAACGUCACUAUGAUUCUACGUGGAGAGACCGUUUGAUGUUUUUCUUUGAAGGACUUUUCCAGGCUUCGCGAGACGUAUACCUCUUCCUUGAUAGUGAAAAAGCAUAGCGAAUGGAUGACGUUCUAUUCUGUCUCGAUCAAUAUCCAGAAUCUGGAUCUUUAUCGAGGUAUCCCUUUGGCCGAUUACAGCCCUGAAUCUGGGAUACAUUUCGUCUG